AUGGCUUCCGAUAUUGUGCAACAUCCUUCCCAAGGCUCCAAUAACCUGCCACAGAACUCACAACCGCGAUCACGAACCCGUCAAAGCACAGCCGAACACACGCGGUCAUAUUCUACCACAACUGCUUCCCGGAUUAGUCGGCCAUCGAGAUCGCGUGGUUCGACCGCGAGCAUCCAUUCCAACACAGCCCAAUAUAAUCCAGAUCAACAUGUCACGGAGGGAUAUCAGUCGUAUAUUCACCCAGAGCCUGGCCCAAGCCAACAUAUAUACCAUUCAAACCCCGAGGAGAUGAUUCUCCGCUUUGGUGACCAGCUGGCCAAUUCGAAUUCUGGUAUUGUUAUUGACCCUGCGCUGCAAGAACACCCAAACAAUGUCGCCGGACCCGGAGCUGACAGACCCUUUCAAGGCAAUGAGCUUCAUACUCACAAUCUGCCAAUUCAUGGACUACCAAUCGAGUUACCCCCCAACGGUAAUCCAAGCGAUGUUCCACCUGGCAACUAUACCCAACUGUAUGACAGUGUAGAUCCCCAGCUCCCAGACCACUUGUUGGGCGAGAACGAAGGCUCUGAAGCAGGACCUCGGAAACGAAGAGGCACAACCACGGCGAUAGCCAAUGAUAAUGAACUACGUCGUCUACUGCGUCAAUAUGAUGGAUAUUCCUUACACGAAAUGGCUGCUGAAGUUCAGAGACAUGAUGGCACUGGUGGGAAGUCGGAGAAGGUUAAGCAGGUUUUCGCGAUGAUAUGUUUUGGAUCAGUUCGACGGGACCGCGUUUAUUGCUCCUAUGCGGAAAAGUGUGGAACUGAGAGAGUUUCCGUUUUAAACCCAGCCUCCUUUGGCAAGCUUGUCCGCAUUAUAUUUCCAAAUGUCCAAACUCGACGUCUUGGGGUUCGCGGCGAGUCCAAAUACCAUUAUGUCGAUUUGACCAUUCGAGAACCUAAUCCAAACACACCAACGGAAAUUCCAGAGAAAAAUGCGGAAGCUACUCCGUCUCGUCAAAAGAUGGCUGAUAAAUCCCAAGAAAAUACCUCGCAACAACAGAACACCACCAGUACUGAUUUCACCUCAUCAAGAAAAAUUACUUCUCCCACACCCGAUGUCCUUCAGCCUUCGCCGACUGAUCAUUUGUGCGACCAUUUGCAGCCAUCAGAAUUGAAUAUUAUGGAAACGGUAGAAACACCUCUUAUCGAGACCCAGCAACUGAUGAAUCAACUGCUGCAAUUCAGCCGUCCUAAUGAAAGCCCACCAAUCGACAAUGAUUCCCUUCAACUUCCCAGCAUUCAUGGUUAUCUGCCAGCGAACACCGACAGCGAAAGCGCCGAUGCACUUGCAGCUCUAUACCGUUCACAUUGUAUAUCAGUCAUCGACAGCUUCCGAUAUUGCAAAGAGAAAAACCUCUUCCGCCAUUUCGCUUCUUUCCAAGGCACCCUUACCGUUCCGGUCCAUAAGCUCUUCAAUCAUCCGAACGUUGCACCGUGGAUUAAAGAAUGCGAUUGGCUGAUGUAUCAAAAGAUGAUUGCUUUUGUGGCUCCUUUAACCACUCAGGUUGUGCCAGAUCCUGUGCUGAAUGCAUUCGGGUCGAUUUCUCGAGGCCUAGUCUCCCAUGUCAAGGAAACUUUGAAAUCCCAUCCAGACCAUGUGUGCCGGGCUAGACUUAGCCCUGCGCGGAUAUUUUGUCGCCUUCUGAAGCGCAUGUUAGACGUUAAUCAGUCUGCAAUUGCUGCUUCUGCCUGGCUUUGUCAUGCUGAAAAUCGAACGAAAAUGUGGGAAGACUUCGUUUCGUACAUAGAACCGAUGGACAUUGUUGCCAUGGCAAAAGUUCCAAAUUGCUCUGUUGGAGGGGUCUUGGAUAUCAUGAAACAUCAAAUACCUCAGGAUACGCCCCCAUUCCCCGACCGAUGGAUCGCCUUCAUCUUAAACCUCCCUUUCUUGUUUCCCAAUCACAAGGCCCAGUGCAUAAUCGACAGCGCAGAUGCAAUUUGGACUCGGUUGCUCCAUCGACUCACCCUUGGGGGCGCUCAGAGCUUUAGUGCGUGGUGGAUGACAAAGGUGUUCUUUUCGGAAAUGAUGUUGUGGCAAGCCGAAAAAGGAGGAUUCAUGGGUUGCACCGCUAAAUCGUUCGAGGAAUCGUCGCUUUCCCGAGAUCUUAUCCAAGGGGUAGUUGAACCACGUCCGGUACAAUCAGCUUCAGCUAAUUCUGACACAAAUUGGUCGCAGAACUCUAGGCCGCGGGCAUCGCGGUCCCAAUUGCAACCGCAACUUCCCAAUAUAAUGCCAAUAGUCCAAGCUUCUCCAACUGCAAACCUCUCAACCAGCGACAUUAGCGCUUCGAUAUCAAAAAUUUCUGGCAACGACAAGACAAUUGCUGCUACGAAUGGCAGUGUAUCGCCAAGUAAUCGAAAUUUGACCCAUGAUGAUAGUGCCAUCGACCUCGAAGAUGACUCUGCACUUCUCAACGCUAACAAAUACGGAGAUAUGAUGGCGUCUGACCCUGCUGAUGCAGAAGGUCAGGUUGUUGUUGUAUAG
Messenger RNA from Histoplasma mississippiense, 2526 nucleotides. RefSeq lists its product as hypothetical. Gene Ontology annotation, biological process: regulation of transcription by RNA polymerase II. The record is from RefSeq and is a predicted model, not a curated record. Bases 1 to 2526 code for a protein of 841 amino acids. Lineage: Eukaryota; Fungi; Ascomycota; Eurotiomycetes; Onygenales; Ajellomycetaceae. Gene Ontology annotation, molecular function: DNA-binding transcription factor activity, RNA polymerase II-specific; RNA polymerase II cis-regulatory region sequence-specific DNA binding. The transcript has 5 exons.